Condylura cristata (star-nosed mole) is the source of this 936-nucleotide messenger RNA. Its product is annotated as olfactory receptor 4P4-like. The transcript has a single exon. Gene Ontology annotation, cellular component: membrane. Gene Ontology annotation, molecular function: olfactory receptor activity; G protein-coupled receptor activity. Bases 1 to 936 code for a protein of 311 amino acids. Gene Ontology annotation, biological process: G protein-coupled receptor signaling pathway. Lineage: Eukaryota; Metazoa; Chordata; Mammalia; Eulipotyphla; Talpidae. The record is from RefSeq and is a predicted model, not a curated record.
AUGGAAAGCCAGAGAAACUUCUCAGAAUUCAUUCUUCUAGGACUUUCUUAUGACAAGAAUGUGCAAAUAUUUUGCUUUGCAUUUUUCUUACUCUGUUACAUUGCCCUCUUGGUUGGAAAUCUUGUGAUCCUUAUCUCCAUUCGCUGCAGUCCUCUUUUUGACCAGCCAAUGUACUAUUUCCUCAUCCACUUGUCGACCAUGGACAUCUGCUAUACCUCCACUGUCACACCCAAGUUAAUCAGUGACUUGCUGGUGGAGAGAAAGACCAUUUCCUAUAGCAGCUGCAUGUUGCAGAUCUUCACCUUGCACUUGUUUGGAGCUGUUGAAGUCUUUAUUCUUACCUCCAUGGCUUAUGAUCGCUAUGUUGCCAUCUGCAAACCUCUCCACUACAUGAUUAUCAUGAACAGGACAAGAUGUGAUCUCCUGGUCUUUGCGGCUUGGGUUGCUGCAGCUGUCCAUGCCUUUCCUCUCUUUUUCAUGUCAAUCAUUUUGCCCUUCUGUGGUCCUAAUGAAAUCGAUCACUAUUUUUGUGAUGUUUUCCCUUUGUUAAAAGUUGCCUGCACUGACACCUACCUCACUGGUGUCAUCGUCAUUACCUUUUCAGGUGUUAUGUCCUUAGUUACUGUUGUUAUUUUAUUUCUUUCCUAUGGCAUUAUAUUAUACACUCUAAGAAAUCAGUCUGCUGAGGGAAGACGCAAAGCUCUCUCUACCUGUUGGUCUCAUAUCACUGUGGUCCUCUUAUACUUUGCUCCUGUGAUCUUCAUCUACCUUAGACCUCCUACUACUUACCCUGAGGACAAGAUAUUUGCUCUGUUUUACACCAUUGUUGCUCCUAUGUUCAAUCCCUUAAUCUACACCCUGAGAAAUGCAGAGAUGAAAAAUACCAUGAGGAAACUUUGGUGUCAAACAUUGAUUUCAAAAGAAAUAAACAGGUAA